CUGGCUGAUGUUUCCUCCUCAAUUUCUUACGACAACCGUUACAAAACCGCCUCGUUACGCUCUCUAAAACGGACCCUUUAUUCAAUCUUUUCAUGCCUAUUCUAAUAUCCACUUCAACGGUUUUGAUUCCACCUCAAAUCUGAGAGACAAGUCACGGGAGUCACCCGUUUAUCAUAAAAAGGUUCAUAUUUUAGAUCCAGAUUUUGCUUGAUACCACCGGAAUCUCAGACUCUGUUUCACUAAGUGGCAGGAAGUAUUGGGUGGAGUGGAAUGGAAGUUACCGCUUUUUAUGAGACCAACUCAACAUUAGAUUCAGAAGAUUGGGAAAGAUAUAAUAUCUCUAGGCUAAUGUCAUGGUUCCUGGAAAGAUCUGCAAUUCAGAAGAUUAAUAUGGAUCUAUAGAGUGACAAUUUUGUGAAAGUCAGAAGAUGACCUUUCAGUCUGAGGAAGAGAAAACUGAGGAUUAUCUUUUUAAGAUUGUUCUAGUUGGCGAUUCUGCUGUUGGAAAAUAAAAUUUACUUGCAAGAUUUGCAAGAGAUGAGUUCCACCCUAGUUCCAAAUCAACCAUAGGAGUAGAGUUCCAGACUCAAAAGAUGGAUAUUAAUGGAAAGGAAAUCAAGGCACAGAUCUGGGAUACAGCAGGUCAGGAGCGGUUCAGGGCUGUUACAUCUGCAUAUUACCGAGGUGCAGUUGGAGCUCUUCUGGUGUAUGACAUCAGUAGACGACAGACAUUUGAGAGCAUUGACAGAUGGCUAAAUGAACUUCACACGCACUCAGACAUGAAUGUAGUAACCAUACUAGUAGGCAACAAGUCAGAUCUCAGGGGCGCGAGGGAGGUAACAACUGAGGAGGGGAAGGGCUUGGCACAGCAAAAUGGCUUGUUUUUCAUGGAGACUUCAGCUCUAGAUUCCUUGAAUGUUACAGCUGCCUUUCAGACUGUUGUCAGAGAGAUCUACAAUAUAUUAAGUAGUAAAGUGAAGAAAUCACAAGAGCUGAAAAACAACAAGGAUUCCACCCCAUUGCCAAAUGCAAAGACUCUGGUUUUAGGAGAGAAAACUGAAUCAGCAGCAGCAGCAGAAAAUGGGGCGCCUAAAAAUGCUGGAUGUUGUUCAACUUAACAUGUAACAAUCUGCUCAAAUUGGCUAGUGAACUGAAAAAUUCAGCAAGGUCCCCCGUAUUUCUCCUCCUCCAUGUGUUCAGUUUCUUGAUCUUGUUGAAAUGUUAUUUAAUUUUUUCUUCUUUUUUGGCUUGUUUAUUAUGGAUGAUUAAUGUGGUUGAGCAAGGAUUAACAAAUGUAAAUGACCUCACUUAAUAUUUUCUUAUGUUAUGUUGUUAUCCCAUCUUAUCA
Mangifera indica (mango) is the source of this 1348-nucleotide messenger RNA. Its product is annotated as ras-related protein RABA5a-like. The coding region runs from base 594 to 1118 and encodes 174 amino acids. The transcript has 4 exons. Lineage: Eukaryota; Viridiplantae; Streptophyta; Magnoliopsida; Sapindales; Anacardiaceae. Gene Ontology annotation, cellular component: endosome. Gene Ontology annotation, molecular function: GTPase activity; GTP binding. The record is from RefSeq and is a predicted model, not a curated record.